This is a messenger RNA of Drosophila eugracilis, 1520 nucleotides long. RefSeq names its product alpha-tocopherol transfer protein-like (gene Cralbp). Gene Ontology annotation, molecular function: phosphatidylinositol bisphosphate binding. The coding region runs from base 319 to 1308 and encodes 329 amino acids. The record is from RefSeq and is a predicted model, not a curated record. The transcript has 2 exons. NCBI's taxonomy places the organism in Eukaryota, Metazoa, Arthropoda, Insecta, Diptera, Drosophilidae. Gene Ontology annotation, cellular component: membrane.
CGGGCUUUUUCGUUGUUUUGCUAGACGAGGCCUCUCCAGUCAGCGUCAUUCGUUGUUUGGACCUCGCGUUGUUUGGACGUAUUUUUCAAUCGGCGCGUCGUCUCUCGAAGAUCGUCUGACAUUGCCAUAUCUCGUAGAGAUAUAACUCAAAGCCCAAGACCCCGUAUCAAGGAUUGCAAAACGGGAGUUUGGCAUUGCUCAUACGCAGCGUGCUAUAUUUAGCGAUAAAAAGGAAUCGAAACAGAGGGUUGGAAGCAAUUCAUGCUCAUCGGUUAACCGCAGAGUAGCAACGACAUACAUACCCUAGCUCUACCAGUGAUGAAGGAGACCAAGAUGGUGCAGGAUCAGGGUGAAACCACAAUCUUGACAGAGGCACUCCUAAAAAUUGCCAAGAGGGAACUUCGGGAGGAUCGAUGCACUCGGGAGCAGAGUCUGGAGCAACUGCGGAAUUGGGUGGCCAAGAAUGAGGAUCUGCAGAAUGUCCGAUGCGACGAUACCUUCCUCCUGCGAUUCCUGCGCGCCAAGAAGUUCAGUGUCCCGAUGGCUGAGCAAACGCUUCUCAAGUAUCUGAACAUUCGUCGCACAUUUCCACACAUGAGCACUCAGUUGGACUACCUGGAACCGCGACUUGGCGACCUCAUCGAUCAGGGAUAUAUUUUUGCAGUGCCAAAGAGGGAUAAGCACGGUCGCCGGGUAGUGGUCAUCAAUGCCAAGGGCUUGAAUCCAAAAAUUCACACCAGUUGCGAUCAGGCCAAGGCGCAUUUCCUUACUUAUGAGUGCCUUAUGGAGGAUCAGGAGACCCAAAUCACUGGGCUAACACAUGUGGGUGACUUUGCUGGCGUUUCCACAGCGCACGUGACCAACUGGAAUCCUACUGAGUUCGCCCGCAUCUUCAAAUGGGGUGAGCAAUCGUUGCCAAUGCGACACAAGGAGAUCCACCUUAUCAAUGUACCCUCCACGCUGAAGUGGCUCAUUGAUUUCGUCAAGAACCGCGUCAGUUCCAAGAUGAAGAACCGUCUAAUCAUCUAUGGCAGCGAAAAGGAGCUAAUGAAAUGUGUGGAUCAAGGUUGUCUCCCUCUGGAAAUGGGUGGCACCAUACCCAUGCGCGAGAUGAUCGAACUGUGGAAACAUGAGCUAGCAACCAAGAGGGAUUUGAUACUCGGUUUGGAUAAGAGUGUUCUACUCUCCGAUCGUGGCAUCCAGCGGAGGAGUAGCUUUAAUGCAGAAAAGGCCUCUACCGGCGGACCCAACUUCGUUUCACAAAUCGAGUCCAUUGAGGGCAGCUUUCGGAAAUUGGAGUUCGACUAGCCGACCCACAUCUAGUUGUAGUUUUUAGUCCAUAGUUUUAGGCAUCAUCCGUUAAUCCAAUGCGCAACGCUUCGCUGGUCCCCCGAUCCUCGCCAGAGCCGAUCCUGGGGAUCCUUGAUUUGCUUAUCGGUGGCACCCGCUUUACUCAUCCUGCGCUUCUUUGUAUACUGUUUGUGUUUGGCGUACAAUAAACGAGAGGAAUAAUUUGGAAA